AUGUACAGUAUUCAAUUGAUAACUAUUGUUGCAGUUUUAUUAUUGGUGACUGGCAAUGAGCUUUUACUUCUUCAGGCGAUUUGGAGACAUGGUGACCGUUCACCCAUAAAAUCAUGCAAGGGCUAUCCGAUACAAACACAACACUGGCCUCAAGGAAAGGGGCAGCUCACAGCGGAAGGAAUGGUGCAACAUGUCAAAUUGGGAAAGAUUAUUUACAAUCGUUACGUCGACUCACUCAACUUUCUCAGCCCAUAUUACGAUGCACGCCAGAUAUAUGUACGUUCAACGGAUACGAACAGAACUUUGAUGAGUGCCAUGGCGAAUUUUAUUGGCUUUUACAAUAAUCCAUCCCAAAAUGAACGCAUUGGUAUCGACUUCCCGAACACGACGGGAUGGCCACGUGGUUUUGUUGCUGUCCCGGUACAUACCGUUGCAUAUGAGACCGAUUAUAUAGGGAAUCCUGAUGCGAACUGCUCACGACAGGAGUGGCUCUCGAAAAUAAUACAACAAACACCUGAAUGGAAAAUUUUAACAGAAAAUUAUACAGAAGUUUUAAAAGAAUUGGAAGCAGUAUGCAAACAGUCAUUAGCAUUCAAUGACGUGUCGUACUGUGUUGACACAUUUUACUGCGAGAAAGUACAUGCAUUUAAUAUACCUAUUGAUGAUCUUCAAUACGAUCAACUGGAACAACUAAACAAUGCAAUUCAGAAUUAUGAAAAUGGUUUGAAUUUACACCCGUUCGAGGGAGUUGAUUUUAAGCAUGAAGUUGGGAAAAUCCGAGGUGGUAGUAUUCUUUGGUCAAUAUUGAAUCAUUUCGACCUAAAGUUACAUUGCUUGAAACCCGAAACUGACGAAAGUCCGGAGUGCAUGUGGAUGAGGAAUCUUAAGUAUUAUGCGUAUUCGGCGCACGAUACGACGUUAGUAGCAUUGAUGUGUACAUUGGACGCUAAACAAAAAAUCCUGGUCAAUGGUGGAUACCCAAAAUACUCUGCCGCUAUGUUCUUUGAACUCUGGAAUACCACGGAUGGACCGAGAUUGAAAGUAUAUUAUCACCGCAAUUUCACGGAAGAACAAUUAGAAGACGUUACUGAUUUACUCGAUCAGUGCUCAGAAAACAUGGAUUCAGAUGGUUUCUGCGAUUACGAGGAAUUCCGCACAAAUGGAAUUGUUUAUUAUCCAGGAAAUGAAGAGAAGCUAUGCCAGGAUACAAGAUCCAGGAAAACAUUUUUCAAUCCAGACGAGUAUCAAACAAAAGCAAUUCUAACAAUAUCAGUUGGGCCUGCUGCUCUAAUUUUAUUGAUUUCACAAGUCUUGAUAUCCUGA
Messenger RNA from Loa loa (African eye worm), 1323 nucleotides. Its product is annotated as histidine acid phosphatase. Gene Ontology annotation, biological process: dephosphorylation. NCBI's taxonomy places the organism in Eukaryota, Metazoa, Nematoda, Chromadorea, Rhabditida, Onchocercidae. The record is from RefSeq and is a predicted model, not a curated record. Gene Ontology annotation, molecular function: phosphatase activity. The transcript is spliced from 13 exons. Bases 1 to 1323 code for a protein of 440 amino acids.